Molecule: messenger RNA, 1788 nt
Organism: Tinamus guttatus (white-throated tinamou)
Lineage: Eukaryota; Metazoa; Chordata; Aves; Tinamiformes; Tinamidae
Source: RefSeq, a predicted model, not a curated record
AUGGGGACACGGGGACAUCCCAAGCGGCCGGAUCCCAUCGGAGCGGGGAGCGGAGGUUCCGGCCGCUCCGCAUUUUGGGAACGUUUCCGUCCGUUUGAUCCAGGAGCCUUUGGAGAACGCGGAGUCUUGACCCGCGUGCGGGAGGAGGAAGAGCCCGGCCUUUCCCGAGAUCUUGAUCAUCCGCUCCCUUUCCAUCACCUAGAGGCUUCUCACCUGGUUUCGGCAUUUUCCACCGUCACCUUCUCCUCCAGCUCCUCUUCCGACGGAGACUCCGAUGAUCCCGAUGCUGCAUGGAUGGAGCAGCGGACGGAGCAGGACGACCGCGACUGCUGUCCCAGGGAUGAGGAAUGGGCGUUUGCCGGCCCCCUUUUCCGCAUCCGCGCGGAGCCGCCGGGCGCCGUGGGCUCCAUGGGGCUCCCGCACUUCGUGUGCCUCUCCGGUGAGCACGGAGCCGCUUCCCGACCCCGGGAACGCCGGGAAUCCGGGCGCCCCACGGAGCCUCCGUGUCGCUCCCAGGAGCGCGGGAAGGAGGAUUCCCCGUUUCCCACAUGCGGAUCGGCCACUUUGUGGAUGGGAAGCUUCUCAUGGAGGGAUGAGGUGCUGCCGUCGCACGCGGUGCUCCGGGAUCCCGGAUUCUCCUUCCUGGGAGUCCUUUGGAGGAAGGCGGCCUCCAUCCUGGAGCUGCCCCUGCACUGCCUGGUCCUGCUCUUCCAUAGCACCAGGAAGGAGCCGCUCACGCUCCAUCUCUUCCUGAUCCCGGAUGACGGAUCCAUAAAGCGGGUGAGAUCCCACCGGAAGCGGGACGGCCCCGGGGCCAGGCAGAGCCUGGCGAGGCCGAAUCCGCGGAGACGCGCGUGGUUCCCCAUCCAACCCUACAUGAACACCCAGGCGGUCAAAGAAAGAGAGAAGGAGUUCAGGUCCUACCAGGUGGAUAAACCAGCCUUGACCAAACGUCUCCGCUGUGGGAGGUCCUACGUUGUUUCCUGCUCAGCCUCAACCGCGCACAUAAAACCCAAGACCCUGGACUUCCAUCUGCGGGAUGCGGAGGAGCAGCAGAUCUUCAGCGAGAUCUACCUGGCCGACAUGGCGGGGAGCGUCCAACUGAGCUUGAAGGAGAAGAGCGGGACUGGCUCCAUGUGGGACGCGGUGCUCCGGAAGGGGAGCCACUUCGUGGAUCGGCACCGCGCGGAGCUCAUCCGGCGCGUGGUGGAGGUCGCGGGCGUCCUGGACGUCCUCCUGGAGCAGGAGGUGCUGGACCAGGAGCAGUACGAGCGGAUCCUGGCGGAGAGGACAUCCCAGGGCAGGAUGCGGGAGCUCUACCGACCGUCAUCGUCACCAUCACGGUCAUCGUCACCAUCAUUAUUAUCAUCAUCACCAUCUUCAUCAUCACUAUCCUCAUCACCUUCAUCAUCGUCAUCAUCAUCAUCAUCAUCAUCAUCAUCGUCAUCAUCGUCAUCACCCGUCAUCAUCGUCAUCACCGUCAUCAUCACCAUCGUUAUUAUCAUCACCACCAUCAUCAUCAUUAUUAUUAUUAUUAUUAUUAUUAUCAUAAUCAUUAUGAUUAUCGUCCCCCACCCAACGCAGCUCCUACAGGGACGGCCCCGCUCUGCCCCUUUAACAGCGGCUCCCGCCCAGGGGGCGGGGCUCCGGCGGGCCGCGCCCAAUGAGCGGCCGCUGGGCGGGGCCAGCGGAUCCCUGCAGCUCUUCAGCGUCACCCUGCAGCGCCUGGUCAUGGUGCGGGAGGUGGCCAAGGACCUCAGCUCCGUCGUCAUCGCCGCCAAGCUCCAG